Molecule: messenger RNA, 1668 nt
Organism: Penicillium robsamsonii
Lineage: Eukaryota; Fungi; Ascomycota; Eurotiomycetes; Eurotiales; Aspergillaceae
Product: fungal specific transcription factor domain-containing protein
Exons: 5
Coding region: 1-1668 (555 amino acids)
Biological process (GO): regulation of DNA-templated transcription
Cellular component (GO): nucleus
Molecular function (GO): transcription cis-regulatory region binding; DNA-binding transcription factor activity, RNA polymerase II-specific
Source: RefSeq, a predicted model, not a curated record
AUGGUCCUUGUAAACGUUGUCGUCGCCUGGGAAAAGAAUGCGGAAAUCAAUUACCUGGGGCCCAUCGUCGUGAAAAAAGAUCGCAGGGAUGUUGCUGCACUCGAGGCUAAAUUUGACCGCAUGGUCGCCAUGCUGGCUGCCUCGGGAAGAGAUUCUAGGGAACGGACAGAAAGCGGUCCAGCGAGAUCAUCGUCUACCUUGGAAGAAAACACCGCUGCUCCCGAUGAAACCGAAGGCCAGCUAUUUAUGGAAGUGUUCUCCAAGAAAAUGCUCCCUCUGUUUCCAUUCCUUAUGAUCCCCGCCAAUGUCACCGCAGAGGAACUGCGUCGAGAGAAACCCUUCCUCUAUCUGAACAUUUUAAUGGUCGCGUGCCAAAACCCUCGACGCCAACGAGAAAUCGUGGAUGUGGUCCAAUCGUAUGUGGCCGAACAUAUCGUCAUAAGAGGAGAAAAUAGUCUGGAUCUGCUUCAGGGGCUUCUUGUCAAUGUGACUUGGUUCAUUUCAGUCAGUCGUUUCCCGCGACACAGUUCGUGUGACCGAUCCCCCGAUGUGCCCAAGCUCGAUGAGCCCUAUCAUCACGUUAUUCGAAACACUGCCCAGCUUGAUACCUUCGUGCACUUACUCGUGGCACAAUCAUACAGCUUAGGUCUAAACCAAGAACUGACUUAUCAGAAAAAUGUGAACUAUACUUUGACUUAUUUGAAGGAAGCCAUGAACGAGGACGAUCAGAAUCCGGUUCGCACAUUGGAAGAGCGACGCACGUAUCUUGGGUGCUAUUAUCUAACCACCAUGCUAUCGACAUGUGUCAAAGACUUGGGGCCGAUCAUUCGAUUUACAAGAUACACGGACGAAUGUUGCAAUGUUCUAGAUCAGGUCGCAGAAUAUCCCUCCGAUGCCUACCUCGUACAGCUAGUCCGAGUGAUGAACCUCGCAGAUAGAAUUCAUCACACACUAUACAAUACCGAGCUCCAUUCUUUAUCAGUCUCAUCAGCGCCUCCGCCCCUUGGUCUAAGCAUACGAUGGCUUGAAGCUGAGCUUAAGCAACUCAAAGCUAGCAUGCCGAGCGAGUCACCACACUCUGGAAUUCUACAACUUCAUUACAAUACACUGGAGAUACAUCUGUAUCGAAUAGCCCUCAAUAAUGAACCCUCCAAAUCCAACUACGGUGAUCAUCCUCUAAUCCGACUGGAUAUCCUAUUCCGCUGCCUGGAAGCAACAACCUCCUCUGUCCAAACCAUUCUCUCUCUCCCCUCAUCUCUUUUCCCUUUCCUCCCUUUCAGCGUCAUGUGUCAAUUUGGAAAGGCAAUCAUCACACUUUCCCAGCUUUCGCUCUACGACCAUCCCGGAUGGGACCGCGCAUACGUGGAAAGCAUAAUGGACUUUGAUCAGACACUCGAUCGCAUAUCUUCCAAGCUCCAAGAAGAACGGCCAUCGUUUGAACAGGGUGCAAAAAGCUCUAAAGCUACUGAAUUGCCGGAAAUAUUUGGAAGAAUGGCUAAUCGCGCGAAAAUACUCAAAAAUAUGCAUCGGGGGAGAAAAGAGGCACUGGAACAAAACUCACUGCCCGCAAAUAUGCCCCCGAUGGAUUUCGACUUCAUGAUGAAUUAUCCCCUCGAUUUGAUGUUUCCUUUUGGCGAAACCCCAUCGGUCUAUGGGGAAUAUAGUUGA